Messenger RNA from Vairimorpha ceranae, 378 nucleotides. RefSeq lists its product as hypothetical. The transcript has a single exon. The coding region runs from base 1 to 378 and encodes 125 amino acids. NCBI's taxonomy places the organism in Eukaryota, Fungi, Microsporidia, Nosematidae. The record is from RefSeq and is a predicted model, not a curated record.
AUGAAGGCUAAAAUAAACUUUGCUUUGAUUUGCUUUUUUGCUUAUCUUAAUGGCAUUCUUGCAACAGAUAAUACAACUGUAUCUAUUUUUGAAAGUGAGGAGGAUAAUAGUGAUACACGAAACUUUAUGCUAAAAUUGAUGAACAAUAAACAAAGGAUACUUAACAUGAUCAUUAUUGCACUCAUUUUGGGUAUUUUGGUUAUAUUCGCGGUUAUGAUCCUUGUAAUUUUAUGGUAUUCUGAACAUUUAGUUCCUUUUUCAAUAUUUAUAGUAGCCUUUCUUUUGUUUUGUUUUGCUUUAUCUUUAGCAAUGUAUACAAUUGUAACUAUAAAAAACUCUAUGUUUUUAAAUAAGUUACUUGAACAAUAUUUCAUUUAA